AUGCUUUCCACCAAAGCUUUUAUCGUCCUAGCGUUGACCCUUGCGGCCGCCCCCUUUACGUUCGCGGCGCCCGCUGUCGUGCUCUCAGGCUCCAACACCGACUUGGGUGCCCGAGAUCGCGUUGAUUCGGACGGCUACGGCAUACACAGCCGUGACGAAGUAGUCUCUGACCAGGGUUAUGGUAUUCACAGCGCCGAAGAUGUUGUCCAGCGGCGGGGCUUCGGCAUACACAGCGCCGGUGCAGCAGUCUUUGGCCAGGGUUAUGGCAUGGUCUCUGUCGAUGAUAAACGCAGCAGCAGAUAA
Messenger RNA from Microdochium trichocladiopsis, 303 nucleotides. RefSeq lists its product as uncharacterized. The coding region runs from base 1 to 303 and encodes 100 amino acids. The record is from RefSeq and is a predicted model, not a curated record. The transcript has a single exon. Lineage: Eukaryota; Fungi; Ascomycota; Sordariomycetes; Xylariales; Microdochiaceae.